UCUUCAUUUUCGCAAAAGCUCGAAUCCUCGAAUGUACUAAUAGAGCGAAGUCCAAAAACGCCCUACUUUUCACCCAUUCCAAAUCUCUCCCCCUCCCUUACAAUCUCAGUCCUCUCUAAUUUUUAAGGAAAUUUUCUUUAAUAUAUUUGAAGAGUUUGCAGUUUUGGAGAUUUGGUCAAUGAUUGAAAAGGGGAUUUGAAGUUGUAAAUGUGAGUUAAAGUUGGUUGAUUUUGAUAAUGGAACAAGGUUUGCGUUCUGAGGGUAAUAAUCCUCCGAGCAUCGAUAAGACUAGGGUUUUGGAUGUGAAGCCUUUGAGAUGUCUUGCACCUGUUUUUCCAUCCCCAAAUGGAAUGUCUUCUGUUUCAACUCCACAGCCAUCACCUUUUGUCUGUGUUCCUCCCACUGGUCCGUUCCCCCCUGGGGUUGCUCCAUUUUACCCCUUUGUGGCUCCAAAUGAGUCGGGAAGGCCAGGUGAAAGUAGUCAACAAACUCCAAGUGGGGUGCCGAAUCAGGGCGGCCCUUUUGGUUUUGCGCAGCCUAUAUCUCCCGUUCCUUUAAACUCAUUCAGAACUCCAACAACUGCGAAUGGAAAUAGUGGGAGGUCCAGGAGGGCUGUAGACGAUGAUGAUUACAGUAAUUCACAGGAUCAGAAUGACCAAUUUGCCAGUGGAUUUAGUGUGCACGUGAAUAAUGUUGAAGAUUCCGGUACUGGAAAAAAAAGGGGAAGACCGAAAAAGCCUCGGAGAGCUCAGCAGGCUGAGGGGUCAACCCCUUUGGAAGUGGAUGUUGAACCUUUGUUGACUCAGUUGCUCACGUCUUUUAAACUUGUUGACUUCGAUCAGGUCAAGAAAGCUGAUGGUGACAAGGAGCUAGUGGGGAGGGUACUGUUGGUUUUUGACUUGUUCAGAAGAAGGAUGACCCAAAUUGACGAAUCGAGGGAUGGGUCAGGUUCUGGUAGAAGACCAGACCUAAAAGCUUCUAAUAUGCUGAUGACAAAGGGAGUUCGGACAAACCAAACAAAGAGGAUUGGAAAUGCACCCGGGAUUGAAGUUGGUGACAUCUUCUUCUUCAGGAUGGAAUUGUGCCUAGUGGGAUUGCAUGCGCCAACUAUGGCUGGGAUAGAUUAUAUGAGUGUCAAACUAACAAUGGACGAAGAACCUCUUGCGGUCAGCAUAGUGUCCUCUGGAGGAUAUGAUGAUGAUGGAGGUGAUGGCGAUGUAUUAAUUUACACUGGCCAGGGUGGAGUCCAGAGGAAAGACGGGCAAGUGUUUGAUCAGAAACUUGAGAGGGGAAACCUUGCUCUGGAAAAGAGUGUGCAUCGAGCCAAUGAAGUAAGAGUAAUUAGGGGUGUUAAGGAUGUCGCAUAUCCAACCGGGAAGAUUUAUAUUUACGACGGACUUUAUAAGAUUCAGGAAUCAUGGGCAGAGAAAAACAAGGUGGGCUGCAAUGUAUUCAAGUACAAACUUCUGAGAGUCCCUGGGCAGCCCGAAGCAUUUAAAGUAUGGAAGUCAAUUCAGCAAUGGAAAGAUGGCGUGGCAUCACGUGUUGGAGUCAUCCUACCGGACCUGACGUCUGGUGCAGAAAGUCAACCAGUUUGUCUUGUUAAUGAUGUAGAUGACGAGAAAGGACCUGCCUAUUUCACAUAUAUUCCUAGUUUGAAGUACUCAAAACCUUUUGUAAUGCCUAGACCCUCUCCGAGUUGUCACUGCGUUGGCGGGUGCCAACCUGGUGACUCCAAUUGCGCUUGUAUUCAGAGUAAUGGUGGCUUUUUGCCUUAUAGUUCACUUGGAGUUCUUUUGAGUUACAAAGCCUUGAUACAUGAGUGUGGUUCGGCCUGUUCAUGCCCUCCUAAUUGCCGAAAUCGAAUGUCUCAAGGAGGUCCUAAAGCUCGUUUGGAGGUCUUCAAGACAAAAAAUAGAGGUUGGGGACUCAGAUCUUGGGAUCCUAUACGUGGAGGUGGUUUCAUUUGUGAAUAUGCUGGAGAAGUCAUAGACGCUGGUAAUUACAGUGACGACAAUUACAUUUUUGAUGCAACCCGUAUAUAUGCGCCAUUGGAAGCCGAGCGUGAUUAUAAUGACGAGUCUCGGAAAGUCCCUUUUCCCCUGGUCAUAAGUGCCAAGAAUGGUGGAAAUAUUUCUCGCUUUAUGAACCAUAGUUGUUCGCCUAAUGUUUACUGGCAGCUUGUUGUACGACAAAGUAACAAUGAAGCAACCUACCAUAUCGCCUUUUUCGCCAUUAGACACAUUCCUCCCAUGCAAGAGUUGACCUUUGAUUAUGGUAUGGACAAAGC
This is a messenger RNA of Nicotiana tabacum (common tobacco), 2290 nucleotides long. Lineage: Eukaryota; Viridiplantae; Streptophyta; Magnoliopsida; Solanales; Solanaceae. The record is from RefSeq and is a predicted model, not a curated record.